Pungitius pungitius (ninespine stickleback) is the source of this 1277-nucleotide messenger RNA. RefSeq lists its product as uncharacterized. Bases 62 to 1006 code for a protein of 314 amino acids. NCBI's taxonomy places the organism in Eukaryota, Metazoa, Chordata, Actinopteri, Perciformes, Gasterosteidae. The record is from RefSeq and is a predicted model, not a curated record. The transcript has 4 exons.
CACACACACUCAAUGCAGAUUCAGGGCAGUUGGUGGUUUCUGCUUACCUUUGAACACAGACAUGGCUUGUGGAGCUCAUUUGGGGAUCUUGCUGAUUUGCUUCGUCCAAGCAGAGCAUGUGUGUUGUUUGUGGGCCACAAAAGCUCCGAGACAAAACGGCAACGCGCGUGUUGGCUUCUCCCAACAAAGUAGUGUGUUCGGUGGCAGCCAUCCCCAGAACGGCCUGGUACAGCCCUCUGGUCACCUGGGCUUGGCCCGGAGGAGGAGCAGCAGCAGCAGCCUGGGCACAGACGCUGCAGUUGGGAGUGCUUCUAGCUGGAGAUUUCCCAGUAGUGGCCUCGGAGAAGCCGCACCGCGGCCAGCCGAGCGCGUCUAUGCUUCAGCGUGGUUGGUGCGCGGCCGCUCGGAGUCGAACCCCGACCGGCCGACGGCGAGCUCGCAGAAACCGACUGGGCCGAAAAAGAUGCCGAAAAAGCCGCAAACUGACAUUUCCGCUGCUGCUGGUAGUUUGAUUAGCGAGUCUGAAACUCCCGACAGCAAGGUGCCUCGGUCAGGUCGGCGGGGUACGCCACCUGCUGGCAAACACCAGUCGGGCCGCUUUGGGCCCAACGCCAUCCCUGCGCGGACUAAGACGUCCGCCAGCGGCGCCGCCCGCCGGGUGUCUUCGCGUCGUGGCCCCGUAGCCUCUCUGCCUUCCUAUUUGUCCCCUCUUCGGGAGGAGAGGACCAGAAAGGCCCCCAGCAAAGCGAGCGUGAGUGCUGGUGUCCUCCGGGCCUCCGGUCGAGCCGUCUCCCCGACAGGAGCCCACGACAUCCCUCAGCGAUUCGGCGGCUUCGCCAUCCGGCGGCUGAGAGAACCUGCCCACCGGAAGAAAGUGGGCGUCUGGAGGCCUCGGCAGGCGUACGUGGCCCCCCAGCGGCACUCCUCGUCCAACAGGCCCACACCGGUGCAGAGGGUUCAUCCGAAUGCCAUAAGGAUGAGGCUCAGAGCGCCUCCGGGCCUGUAGCAGGUGCCACAGGUGUUCUGGAUGGAGCGAUUUGAAAUAAAAUUCUUUUAAUUCAUGUAGUGUUCUGAAUUUUCCUCCUAGAUGUGUGGUAUUAGUUUGUGCUUCUAGUGUUAAAAUGCAUAAAAAUGCUCAAUCAUAACAUUUCUUGGGUGCAAUGGGUGUGGAAGCCCAUUUCCGCCGCAAAAGAAAGGAUUGGAUAUAAAGGAAAGUCAAAAUGAUGAGUUGUGCAGGAUCAUAGUUACAUUAAUGUCAUUCAGCUGACUUUUAUCCA